Messenger RNA from Amphiprion ocellaris (clown anemonefish), 5121 nucleotides. RefSeq lists its product as uncharacterized. The record is from RefSeq and is a predicted model, not a curated record. The transcript has 21 exons. NCBI's taxonomy places the organism in Eukaryota, Metazoa, Chordata, Actinopteri, Pomacentridae. The coding region runs from base 109 to 4758 and encodes 1549 amino acids.
GGAGAAAGUCAGCAGAGAUUACAGCAGUGAGAAGGAGAUCAAGACAAAGGAGUUACUGCAUGUUUUCCUGUGGAGAUAGAGACUGAACCGGCUAAAUAUUAAAUCAACAUGAUUGUUCUCAUCUGGGCAACUUUACUUCUCUCUGUGAGAGGCAGCAGUGCUGAAACUGCUGAAAAACAACACUGUAACUCUUAUGGAUACUGUGUCACUCUCACUGAGGGAGAACUAACAGCAGAAGCUGGACUCUGUGUUGUGAUUCCGUGUUCUUUCACCACUGCUUAUGGCUUUAGACCCAGAACUAUAGUUUGGUACAAAUGUGAGCCAUCUAAACAACAAUGUGAUGAUUCUGAGAUGAUAUUUCACCCGAACAAGAACAACCAAAACGUUCAGUCUGGAUUCAGACGAAGAGUGUCGCUGUUGGAGCCUGAUGUGAGGCAAAACAACUGUAGCAUCAUAAUAAAUAACCUCAGUGACUCUGACAGUGGAUCAUAUCAGCUCAGAGUUAACGGUUAUUGGUAUGGGAGCCCAGAUGGGUAUACAUUCCUUCCACGAGCAACAGUCUCUGUUAAAGGUCUCACUCAGAAACCCUCAGUGAUGAUUCCUCCACUAACAGAGGGAAAGUUAACCACAUUGGCCUGCACUGCUCCUGGUCUCUGCUCUGGAUCUCGGCCUAAAAUCUCCUGGACGUGGACAGAAGGGAAUGAUUCUUACAUUACAAGAAAUAUCACUGCUGUCAAGACUGAGAGUCUGACUGCUGUGACAAAGAGACACAGCUCAUCUCUGACCAUUAGUCCUUCUGCUGAACAUCACGGUACCAAUAUCACCUGUAAGGUCAGCUUUAAAGGUGGCCCAACUACAGAGGAGACUUUGACUUUGAAUGUAAACUAUGUGAAGGACAUUCAAAUCACCACGGACACAAGCGUGAAGGAGGGUGAGAGUCUGAAUCUGACCUGCAGUGUUGAAAGUUUCCCUCCGUCAGUUAUAAUGUGGACAAAAUUUACGGAGGAAAAAAUGCAAAAUGGAACAGAAACUAAUCUGCAGAACAACACUUUAACUGAGCUGCAGAACGACACUGAAACCUACCUGCAGGAAACAAGUGGAAUGAGCUCGUUUACCAUCUCUAAUGUGACAGUAGAAGAUUCUGGUCAGUACAUCUGCACAGCAAAACAUCUGAACAACACCCUGAAGGAAAAAGUCAAUGUAACCGUGACAUAUAAAAGGAAACCUGCGAUCACAGGGGAUACAACAGUUAAGGCAGGAGAUGCUCUGAAUCUGACCUGCAGCGUAGAAAGCUUCCCUCCAUCUCUUGUUAUGUGGCGUAAACUUCCAACCCCACAAAACACAAGUUCCAACACACAACUGGACAGUGGAACAGAUGCUGACCUGCACAGCAGCACUGGAUCAGCCACACUUAUCAUCCCCAAUGUGACAGCGGAAGAUUCAGGACAGUACGUCUGUAUAACAAAGCACCUGGAUACGACUGUGACUGCAUACACUGAUGUGACUGUGAUUUGGGUUUCAAUGAUACAAAAAAGCUCUGGAUGCGUGGUUGAGUCUGAAGUCCUGACAUGUGUGUGCAAAAGUGAGGGGUUUCCUUUACCAGCCAUCCAAUGGCCACUGCUGAAGAAGUACACCGACUACUCUGUCAAUACCACUGUGUCAAAUCACACAGUCAGCAGCACCCUAAUUGUUAAAAACCUCGGUAGCACUGCUGUGGUAUGUGUCAGCAGCAACGACAAUGUGCAAGCAACGGAAAACCUCCCCAUCCAAAAAAGGUCACCUGAACCACACAAUCAAUCAAAAGAGGUGUUAGGAAUUAUUACAAGGCUUGAAAUCAUCAUUGCCUUUUUGAGUGGGAUACUUCUUUCAGCCGUCAUUUGCUGCUUGGUCCAAAAAUGCCACAGAAAAAACCUGAAGGGAUCUGGAAAUUUGGAUGAGACUCUGGAGAUGGUGACCAGUCAAGAUGAUCCCAUGAUAAGUGAUGGCCCACCAGUACAAGACGAUUACACCUACACCCAAGAAGGAGCUGAGAAUGGAGCUGUGGCAGCAGAGAAAGCAGCACCUGAACACAACAGCGGGCCCAAAGAUGUGGAGUAUGCCAGCAUUAAUUUCUCCCUGUUGAGAAGAAAGAGUCCCAGGGGGGCAGCAAGGAACCAAGAGAGCACUGAGACAGAGUAUGCUGAAAUUAAAACAGAAGCAAAUAAGGAAAUGGAAGAUGAUGAUGGGGAAAAGGGUGAAAUGUUAGCGGACAAAGAGGAGGAGGCGGUGAUGGAGGAAGAUGAGGAGGCAAAGCCUUGUGUGGCAGAAGAGGAGAAGGAGGAAGAGGAGGAAGUGUACUCCAAUGUGAAGGAUUUAAUGGAUGAGAUUUAUCUGAGUCAAAAGCCCACCAUGGAGAUUCCUGCACUGACAGAGGGACAGCAGGCCACACUGACCUGCACUGCUCCUGGUCUCUGCUCUGGAUCUCGUCCUAAUAUCACCUGGAUGUGGAGAGAAGCAGGAGGGAAGGAAACUUACUUCCCAGGAAACUUCACUUUCACAAUUGGGAAUCUGACUGCUGGGACGAGACACAGCUCAACUCUGAUCUUUACCUCUUCAUCUAAACACCACAACACCAGUAUCACCUGUAAGAUGGAUGUUGGUCCAGCAGCAGACUAUGAUGUAAUCCGUGUCCAAGAUGCAGCUGAGGGAGGAGCUGAGUCCUCUGGGCUGUCAGCGCCUGAUGGUGACAUGAGACCAAAAGAGGUGGAGUACUCCAACAUCGAUUUCUCUGUGAUGAAAAGGAGGAAUCCCGCAGGGGCUGAGGAGACACAGGAUACAACAGAGACAGAGUACGCUGAAAUUAAGAAGGAUACAAUGAAGGAGAGACCAGACAACGGUGGAGAGGACGGUGAAGUGUUGGAGGGCAAUGAGGAGGAGAAGGUGGUGAUGAUAGGGGAGGAUGAGGAGGCAAAGCAGGGCAUGCCAGCUGAGGAGGACGGAGUCAAGGAGACAAAACAAGCAGGGAAAACGUGUGUCCUGUUGGGAGAGAGACUGAGUCUUAUUCAUUCACUCAGAAUGUUUGUUCUCAUCUGGGUGACUCUGAUCUUCACAGUGAGGAGCAACAGUGCCAACUCAGAUGUGAGUAAGAAGCCGUCAGUCAUGAUUCCUCCCCUGACAGAGGGGCAACAGGCCACAGUGACCUGCACUGCAGCCAGUCUCUGCUCUGGAUCUGAGCCUAACAUCACCUGGAUGUGGAGAGGAAUAGAACCAAACAGCUCUUACAGCACAGAAAACAUCACAGCCAGUCAGGGACCAAACUCAACUUUGACAUUUAAACCUUCAGCCAAACACCACAACACCACGAUCACCUGUACGGUCAGCUGUACAGGUAACAAGACUACAGAGGAGGAGGAGACGGUGACUCUGAAUGUGAACUAUGUGAAGAAACCUGAAAUCACUGGACAGACAACAGUUAAGGAGGGUGAUGCUCUUAAUCUGACCUGCACUGUUGACAGUUUCCCUGCAUCUGUCAUCACAUGGACUAAACACGGUGUGAACAAAAGCCUGAUCAAUGAAACCGGACCUGGCUUGAUUAACGACACUGGAACAUCCACUCUUGUCAUUCAGAAUGUGACAGCAGAAGAUUCUGGACAGUAUUUCUGUACGGCAAAACAUCCAAACACCCAAACGCAAGACGUUAACAUAACUGUGAUGUAUGAGAAGAAACCUGAAAUCACUGGAGAUACCACUGUUGAAGAGGGUCAGGUUCUGAAUCUGACCUGCACUGCUGACAGUUUGCCUCCUGCUCUUAUCACCUGGACCAAACAUGGAGCCAACACAACCCUGAACAACGGCACUGGAGCUGCCACACUCCUCAUUUAUAAUAUGACACCAGAACAUGCUGGGCAGUUCAUCUGCACUGCCGAAAAUAUGAACAACAGCUUCAUAGAAAAAGUUGAUAUCACAGUAAAGGUGCUGCCAAAGAUCCUGAAUGGUUCUAGAUGUGAGGUUCAGUCGGAGGUCUUGACCUGUGUGUGCAUCAGUCAGGGGUUUCCUUUACCUACCAUUAAAUGGCCACUGUUGGAGAACCUCACUGAGUACUCUGUCACUACCACCGUGUCAAACCACACAAUCACCAGCAAAGUCAUCCUCUCUGUGGAAGGCAGCAGUGGCACUUCUGCUGAUUGUGUCAGCCGCAAUAAAAAUGGAGAAAUAAAAGGGAACCUCAUUGUAAACAAAGCAGCAGAAGAAGGUCAGAACAUGAAAUUGUUCAGAAUUGUUACACAACUGGAAACUAUCAUCACAUUUUUGAUUGGCACAGUAUUUUCAGCAAGCAUCUCCUGUUUGGUGUGGAUAUGCUGCAGAAAUAAAAAACAGAGGAAUCGUGGAAAUCAAGCUGGGACACUGGAGAUGGUGAUGAAUCAGGAGGACCCAUUGAUGAAUGCUGGUCGAGCAGUGGAAGAGGAGCAGAUCCAGGACCAAGAGACGCUGGAAGGAGCAGAAGCUACAGCUGCUGCUGCAGGGAAAGCGGAUGUAGACUACUCCAAUAUUGACUUUUCCCUGUUAAAAAGAAAAAAUCCAGCAGAGGCAGAAGCUACAGAGACGGAGUACGCUGAGAUCAAGAAAGAAGCAGCAGAGGAGGGACCAGAUGGAGAGGGCAAAGAGGAGGAGGAGCUUCUAGGUGAGGAUGAGGAGACAAAACACUGUGGACCAGAAGAGAAGGACAGCGAGGAUGUGGCAGUGUAUUCUAAUGUUCAGGACAUACUGGGCCAGAUGUAAAAAAAAAAAAGUUGAAGUUCAUCUGCUGGAGGAUGGUUAUUUCUGUAAAUUGCUCUGAUGUAAAAUCUUCUUAUUUUGUGUGUGAAUGUCACGUGUGCCGUUUCUGCCAUGGCAACUGUUGUUUUUAUUAGUUUUAAAAGCCAAACUUAGCUUUGAGUAUAGCAAAAGUGACCAAGAAACUUCUCAAUGUUUACAAGUUGCUUGGUGAAUCAACUUAGAAGUGACCACUGUACAGCAGUUUAUAAGCAGCACAUAUUACAUAAUGUAUAAAUCAUAUGUAGUCCAUAUAAUCCUUGUGAACUUUGUGAGAACACAAAGUAUUCAAAAUGCAAAAAAAGUGUAUAAAACAAGUAAAAAAAAUAA